AUGUAUUCAAGGAAGAAGAAUGUUAGACAGGAUGAGAAACAUCAUGCAUUGCGUCAAACAGGAUAUCCAGCAGUUCAUCAGGAUUUGGACUUGAAAUUACAAGGAGUACUGGGGCAGAAGCGACACCCAGCAGCUUCCCCAAAUUUGUCCACAAUUGAGUUCGUAAACUGGAAGACUUCCAGGCCUAAAUUCCCAAGUAUCUCAUCCCAGAAAUUCCCAAGUAUCUCAUCCCAGAAAUUCUCUCCACUUUUUGCUACUCCAAAUGAUUCAAGAAUUCCAGACGAGAAAAAGAAUCUGCUCAUAAGUUACUUGUUAGUGCUCACUAUGUUUGUGGAUGAUUUCAAAUCCGACCCAUCGGAUAUAGCCGAGGAUCUUAGAAUGACACCUGUGGCAUUAAGAACCCAUUACGAAAACUUAGGUUGCAAGUUCAGGCUCUAG
Fraxinus pennsylvanica is the source of this 438-nucleotide messenger RNA. NCBI's taxonomy places the organism in Eukaryota, Viridiplantae, Streptophyta, Magnoliopsida, Lamiales, Oleaceae. The record is from the annotation of a GenBank genome assembly.